This is a messenger RNA of Musa acuminata AAA Group (dessert banana), 1473 nucleotides long. RefSeq names its product DNA-3-methyladenine glycosylase 1-like. Gene Ontology annotation, biological process: base-excision repair; base-excision repair, AP site formation; DNA alkylation repair. The record is from RefSeq and is a predicted model, not a curated record. The coding region runs from base 153 to 1109 and encodes 318 amino acids. Gene Ontology annotation, cellular component: nucleus; protein-DNA complex. NCBI's taxonomy places the organism in Eukaryota, Viridiplantae, Streptophyta, Magnoliopsida, Zingiberales, Musaceae. Gene Ontology annotation, molecular function: alkylated DNA binding; DNA-3-methyladenine glycosylase activity; DNA-7-methylguanine glycosylase activity. The transcript is spliced from 2 exons.
CAUCACUCGGGCGAUUACGUCGUCGCCUACAAUUCUGUAGCUUACUUUCUUGUUAUUGCUCCUUUUAUUGACCCUUCCAAGAUCGAUGCCCCAUUGCCUCCUCCCGCGACCGCCGCCACCACCGCCAACGUUUCCUCCCCAUCUCCGCUUCCAUGGGAGAGCAAACCCCCCCCUCCGCCGCCGCUUCUUCCUCCUCCUCCCCCAAGGAACUCCCCACCCCCAAUCCCUCUCCCGUUACCACCGCCACCAUCUCUCUCCGCCCCCGAAAGACCCGAAAGGUUUCCACCUCGUCCUCUUCUUCCGCGGCCGAAGACGCCUCCAAGAAAACCCCCUCCUCCACCGGCCGCCUCGCCGUCCGCGUGGUUCCCCGGCCGCUGUCCGCCGACGGGGAGAUCGCUGCCGCCCUACGUCACCUCCGCGCCGCCGACCCCCACCUUGCCCGCGUCAUCGACGCCCACGAGCCGCCCCUCUUCCAGUGCCUCCACCCCCCAUUCCAUGCCCUUGCCCGCAGCAUCCUUUACCAGCAGCUCGCCUUCAAGGCCGCGACCUCCGUCUACACCCGCUUCCUGUCCCUCUGCGGCGGCGAGGCCGGCGUCGUUCCCGAGGCUGUCCUCGCCCUCAACCCGCACCAGCUCCGCCAGAUCGGUGUCUCUGGCCGCAAGGCUUCCUACCUUCAUGACCUCGCCCGCAAGUACCACAAUGGCAUCCUCUCCGACGCCGCCAUCGUGGCCAUGGAUGACAAGUCGCUGUUUACCAUGCUCACUAUGGUCAAGGGCAUCGGCGCCUGGUCCGUACACAUGUUCAUGAUCUUUUCGCUCCACCGCCCGGAUGUGCUCCCCGUCGGCGACCUAGGUGUUCGUAAGGGGGUGCAGAUGCUAUAUAGCCUCGAGGAUGUCCCACGGCCUUCGCAGAUGGAGCAGCUCUGCGAGCGGUGGAGACCCUAUCGCUCCGUCGGGUCCUGGUACAUGUGGCGCCUCGGUGAAGCGAGGGGCGCACCAACUAUGGCUACAUCCAGCACUGAAGGAAUCGAUAUUUUUGCCAUGGGAGGAGGAACAGUGCAGCAGGCACAGCUUAUCGAUCCUAUUCAGAUGCUUCCUAGUCUUGGAUGAAACUGCAAGAUUCCUACUGAAUCAAGUACCUGCAGAUUGUUGGAGGGUUAUAAACAAUUCUUGCUCGGUAAAUGUUGUCGCCAAGCGACUGUUGCUUUCUCCUCUCUAUGAAAAGAAAAUAGAACAAGUUUUCUUUUUCUGGAAUUUGACUAGCGUGACAACAUUUAUUUGAAGUUGAACUUACAACCUGAUGAAGCUGUUGCCAGAGAGGUAAUAGCUUGAUCUGUAGGUUUUUGCAUAAUUAAGAUCCAAGUAGAUUUUUAUUCUCUGUGGUGGAAAGUUAGGACUGCUGAAUUUUGAGGUCAUCAGAAGUUUUAUAAUUGCUGUUCUUUAAUAGAUUAUGAAACCAUUUUUUUUGUUACAA